UCAAUGAUUAGGAGAUGAUGAAUACUGAAUAGGCUCAUUUUCGGCUGCUUUCAUACGUGAGCCCCAUCGCAAUGCCAAUGCUAGACAAGGAAUUUCUUAAAUUAAUUUUUCCCUCCGCCAAAAUGCCACGCGACGUUCGACGGUGCUGUGAAUGGCGCUUUCCCUAAUCAUUCUCUCUCAAUGAAAGGGUCUUCCUUUUCAAAGGCGCUCAAUAUGAGAGGCAUUUUUCUGGAAUCAUCUCCCAAAUAUUCCCUGAAUAGAGAUUCCCAGAAGCAAAUUCGUGGCUUAAUGAAGCCUUGUUUAAGUGCCAUUUAUUCGUAUUUCCACGUAUGUUGAAUUCUUCAUUAAUCCAUUGUCAGUGGCGUAGCGAAGUCUAUUUUGAGUAUAGACAAACACUAAGUUAACUCAAGCACCAAAAAGGGUAACAAUAAACCGGAAAAUCAUCCUCUUUUCCACUACGCCACUGUUGAGUCUCAUACGAGCGGCAAUCAUGCAAUUUUGCAAAUUACCUGCUCUCCUUUGUGGGUGAAACACUCAAAGAACUCAAAUUACAAUUGAUAUUACAUAUUUGCUCUGUACGGGAAAAUUGUUCAUUAACAGAGCAUUGCGCUCUUGCUGUUCAUCAAUUAAAAUGUUCGUAUCGCUUUAUGGCUUCGCGAGGACUUUCAAAGUCAUUGAGAAUCACGUUCAAAGGAGCAACUUCCAACACUUGACUAUUAGCUAAAUUACUGGCAAAAACGCUCCUCGGGAUCCGGACGUUUCUGUGGGGAAUAAAAAAUGAGCAGAAAAUCCCACAUGCAUCAUCGUGAACUCUUUCACGGAGAGGCACAACCGUAGGUGUUAUUCAAAAGAGAAGUUAUAAUGAAUGGUCAUCCUCUCGUAACUCUCUUGAGUCAUCUCAGGGAAAUCUCUCUCUGUCCUCCCGAAGAGACACCACAUAUUGUCGUACAAUCACAGAUAAAUUCUCACAGGACUUGGCAGUUUGAGCAUCAACACUUUACACCGUCCUCUCCAGCGAUUCAUUCGUAUUUUGACGCUCAAGCUGUGCAGACGUCCUCAUAGUGAAAUCAUCAAUUACACUCCCUAUCAGAGUGAGCGCAAAAGUUGUUUACCAAGUUAACGAAAAGAGAGGGAAGAAGUAGGGAAAAAACCGUGAUAAAAUGAUGAAAAUACUCUUUGGCUUUGCUGUAAUCACGGGCAUUGUCGCGUGGUCUGACGCUGAGUACGUUCCCAAUAUGGACGUGACCAUUGCCAAGAAGGAUCUCUUCAUGUCGCGCGGAUGGGGCGCUUCAGGGAUGCCCUACCCUAUGUUCUAUCUCAAUCGCUACACCCAGACGCAGCAGAUCCAGCACAAGGGCAUGAACACGCCGCGGAUCAGCAAUCCCAAGCAGUUGACCCUCAUUUCCGGAUACCUCGGGAAGCCUGAUCACACACCCUUCGCCAAUGAGGAGACCACUCAUCGCAAGACCAAUCAGUCCCGAAAAAAUCACACUAUUCCCCACCUAUUUGUCUCCUAUGGCUGGGGACCGCUCGGCUAAUGAGGUGAUUUUUAGAGAUAUUAUGGUAAGAAAUAA
Messenger RNA from Phlebotomus argentipes, 1574 nucleotides. RefSeq lists its product as uncharacterized. The coding region runs from base 1161 to 1538 and encodes 125 amino acids. The record is from RefSeq and is a predicted model, not a curated record. The transcript is spliced from 2 exons. NCBI's taxonomy places the organism in Eukaryota, Metazoa, Arthropoda, Insecta, Diptera, Psychodidae.